AUGGACGUGGAGUCAUGUUGGUUUCGUUUCGUGGUGUUGUUGUUCAACUGUCUCCUGACAGUUGGCUCUUAUUUCUGUUUCGACAUGCCAAGUGUGCUACAAGCUGAAUUUCAAGGUGUACCGAAUGUGACUUGCCUGAAUCAGACAAACUCUUCGGGACAAUGCUGUCAGGACUGUUUAGGAUUGUCUCCAGCUAACUACAACCUUCUCUACGCCAUCUUCUCGUGGACGAAUUCUGUUAUUGUUCUUUUUGCGGGUUACUUCAUAGACAAGGUCGGUAACCGGGUGGGGUCGUUAUUGUUCUCCUCAGCCAGUCUGACAGGGGCCUGUGUAUUUGCUGUGGCCACGCAUCCCGCCUUACGUCACACGGCGGCCAUGUUCCCGCUCCUUAUGGUCGGUCGUCUGCUUCUGGGGUCAGGAAACGGCUCUCUGCGGCUCGUCCAGGAUCGGGUGACAGCGUUUUGGUUCAAAGACAAGGAGCUGGCCAUGGCGUUUGGGAUAACCUUGUCGUUUUCUCGGCUGGGCAGCGUCCUCAACUUCUUACUCACGGAAAACGCAGCCAUCAACAAAGGACUUAGUUGGGUUCUUUUGGGAGGAGCGGUGUUGUGCGGAUGCGGACUUCUGGCAGCCCUCGUCCUCAGUGCUGUAGACCUGUACGGAGUCAAACAACUUGGGCAACUAGAGACUGUCAACAUCCAGUCCAAGGCAGUGAGAAACAUCUCAUGUCAUAUUUGUAGAAUGUUCUUCCAGAAAUUGACGGACGUGAAGCGAUUUCCGUUGGUGUACUGGCUGUUGGUUCUGGUCAUCGUAUUCUUCUACAGUUCCGUCCUUCCGUUCAUAGCAGAUUCCAGCAAAUUCUUCCAAGACAAGUAUGGUGCUUCUAAAACCAUCUCUGCUUACUACUCCGGUGUCGUGUAUGAUGUUUCCAUGGUGAUGUCUCCCGUGAUUGGAAUCCUUGUUGACAGGCUGGGGUAUCGAGGAUGGAUAAUGUUAGCUUGUUCCGCGCUCACCAUUCCCAUGUUCCCGCUGCUGGCGUACACUGACAUUCAUCCGUUGGCCGUUACUGCAUCGAUGGGCUUCACUUACGUCAUUGCUGCAAUAAGCACGUGGCCGACACAGGCGUUGGUUGUUCCCAUGGCUACCGUAGGUACUGCUUUUGGGAUAACGACAUGCGCACAAGGUCUGGGCAUGGGGCUGACGAAUGUGGGGGUCGGUCAGAUUCUCGGAUCAGACACCCAGUGA
Liolophura sinensis is the source of this 1242-nucleotide messenger RNA. RefSeq names its product major facilitator superfamily domain-containing protein 1-like. Gene Ontology annotation, biological process: transmembrane transport. The record is from RefSeq and is a predicted model, not a curated record. Lineage: Eukaryota; Metazoa; Mollusca; Polyplacophora; Chitonida; Chitonidae. Gene Ontology annotation, molecular function: transmembrane transporter activity.